Messenger RNA from Pogona vitticeps (central bearded dragon), 1580 nucleotides. RefSeq names its product interleukin 1 receptor type 2 (gene IL1R2). Gene Ontology annotation, molecular function: interleukin-1, type II, blocking receptor activity; interleukin-1 binding. NCBI's taxonomy places the organism in Eukaryota, Metazoa, Chordata, Lepidosauria, Squamata, Agamidae. The record is from RefSeq and is a predicted model, not a curated record.
CAAGGCCAGUCCUAUCCGUCUCCCCUUCCACCCUGUAGUUACAGAACACGGAAAAGGUGUUCUUCAAUCUCCUUUUGUUCUGACAACUCUUGAUUGAGUAACCUGGGAAAAUCUUCCUUGCGUUUUCUGAGUUGUCUAUAAAACCACCGCUUGAGAAUCUUCCAUUAAACAACGAUGUACUUUAAAGGUCUUUGAAAAAUUCCAAGCCAAAAAAAUGAGGAGGUACAAGUUCCAGUGGGUCAUCCCUCAUUCUUCACUUUCCUGUUUUCUAUGGAAUACAGUGCCGAGACUCCUGUAUAUUAUCAGUACUCAUACAUUGGAUACAUCCGCCUUCCGAAUCCAGCGUGUGGAAAGUGCAGCUGACUGCCAAGACCACAUUGUACGUUUCAUACCAACAUUUGCGGUGGCAGGAGAACCUGUGGUUCUGAAAUGUCCUCCUUUCAGAUACGGGCACACAGAUCCUCUUGAUCUCUCCCUUAACUUCACCUGGUACAAAAAUGGUUCAACAACACCCAUCCCUUCAGAGAAGGUGGGGAACAGAAUAUGGUCCCAAGGGGAUGCUCUUUGGUUUUUACCAGCCUUUCUGGACGACUCUGGGGAAUAUAUCUGCUCUCAAAGGAAUUCCUCUGAUUGCUCUGAUGUAUCUCUUCAUCUAAUAAUUGUGGAGAAAAGUGCUGCUUGGAGUAUUUCCUAUCCUCAGAAGGCUUUCGUCCAGAGUUCUGGACAUGUUGUUUGCCCGGCCCUUGAAAAUUUUGUGCAAAAGGAUACAGGCUACAAACUCAGAUGGUACAAGGACUCUACACUUCUGAACACAGACAAUGAAAAAUUUGUAGCUUUAACAGGCACAAAUUACCUCAUAAUCAAUUCUGUGUCAUUGGAUGAUUCAGGCUACUAUACUUGUCAACUGACCUUUGACCAUGAAACAGGGCAAUACAACAUCACAAGAACCAUCCAGCUGAAGACCCUUGUAGGCCAGAAGAAGAAAAGCAGACCCGUGAUUGUCUCUCCAAACCAAAAGAUUGUACCUGCAGUUCUCGGUUCCCGGCUGACCAUUCCCUGCAAAGUGUUUGUUGGAGCAAGUGACUGUACAUACGCUGAUGUCUGGUGGCUGGCCAACCAAACUCAUGUUCAGAGUGUUUACAAAAAAGGCCGAGUUACAGAAGGAGAGCCUCAGAAAUUAAUAGAAAACAAUGACAAUUACAUUGAGGUGCCAUUGAUUUUUGACCCCGUUAAAGAAGUGGACUUCAAUACAGAUUUCACAUGUGUGGCCUGGAAUAGUCUUGGGCAUCAAGUGCAGGCAACUCAGGUCAAGCCAGAAGAGCGUCCUUUGUCCUGGCACUUGGCAGUCACUCCACUGGCCCUGGCUGCUGUGAUUGUGGGAGCAGUGUAUAUCUAUAAAUGCUGGAAGAACAGACAGCUCAGGCCUAAACAACAAAAUAUUUUGUAUUCAAUAGCAGCUCAUUAAUCUCACUAAAAAUAUGGAGAAACCUGGUUGUUGAAACUAGAAGUGAUUCAAGAAAUUUUGAUAACUGAGGCAGAAAGCCACAAUGAAAUUUCUCAUGACUGUAAACAACAAUAAU